This is a messenger RNA of Peromyscus eremicus (cactus mouse), 808 nucleotides long. RefSeq names its product BLOC-1 related complex subunit 7 (gene Borcs7). Gene Ontology annotation, cellular component: BORC complex. Bases 90 to 407 code for a protein of 105 amino acids. The record is from RefSeq and is a predicted model, not a curated record. Lineage: Eukaryota; Metazoa; Chordata; Mammalia; Rodentia; Cricetidae. The transcript has 5 exons.
CCUUCCUCUUGGCAGGACUGGCCGCUUUGCAUCUCUUUUGGCCCCAGGGACUCGCCGUCGUCUGGCUGCGGUGUUCCCCGGUUGAGACGAUGGCGACUGGGACGCCGGAUUCGCAAGCACGAUUUGGUCAGUCGGUGAAGGGGCUUCUCACCGAGAAGGUGAACACCUGCGGGACCGACGUGAUCGCGCUCACCAAGCAGGUGCUGAAAGGCUCCCGGAGCUCGGAGCUGCUGGGUCAGGCAGCUCGAAACAUGGUUCUACAGGAAGAUGCCAUCUUGCACUCAGAAGAUAGUUUAAGGAAAAUGGCAAUAAUAACAACACAUCUUCAGUAUCAGCAAGAAGCUAUUCAGAAGAAUGUUGAACAGUCACCUGACCUGCAGGACCAGCUGAGUCAUUUAUUGAAGUAGCGUGUCACAACAGCAAUUGACUCCUUUGCCUGAUGCUGAGGAGGAGGCUGUGGGCUUAGUUUCCAUUUUCAUCUCCAAAAAUUCAUCUAGAAAAGACUUGUGAAAAGAAGCCAGGUGACUGAACUUGGAAUCACUUCUUUUGGUUUUUUGAGACAAGUUUUCUCUGUGUAGCCCUGCCUAUCCUGGAACUCACUCUUUAGACUAGACUGGUCUCAGAGAUCUGCCUGCCUCUGCCUCCCAAGUGCUGGGAUUAAAGCUGUGCACCACCAUUGCCUGGCCUUGGAAUUGCUUCUUAAAUUGAAUUAACCCAUACUCUUAUCAGAUAUUUAAGUUGUGUUGAAUUUCAUAUUAAAAUAAAUAGGUUCAAUAAGUAGCACUGAAAAUAAAAGAUAGCUUAUUAA